AAAAUAAGAGGAAUUCUCGGGGAAGGGUUCAACAUUCACAUGUAAAUACAAUCAUAAAAACGUGUAUAAGGACAACGUGUGGUACCCUCACUUCGAACUGUUAAAAGAGCAGACCAUGAGAAAUCACGAGAAGCCACCGGAGUACGAUGAAGUGUACCGUUUGGUAUCUACGUUCGGGCGAUACCAGAAGGUGGUCGUUUUCUCGGUCGGUUUCCUCGCAUCUCUGAUAGCUUUCCAGUUCAGUAUUCUGGUCUUUGGAUUCGGGACGCCAAACUUCUCCUGCACUACUCCCGCCAACGUCACGUGCGAGAUCAACAAGUGCUGCGAUAACUGCACUGGGUACGCGUUUGCUGGACCCUUCAAGAGCGUCGUGUCUGAGUGGAACCUGAUAUGUGACCGUUCGUACCUAAGGGCCCUUGUUCAAUCCAUGUUCUUCGCCGGAAUGCUCGUGGGGUCGUUCGUCUCGGGACCCGUGUCCGAUAUCUACGGACGAAAAUGCUGUAGUUUUGUCUUCACAGCCACACUGAUCCUUGGUGCUGCAGUAUCAGUAGUCGUGGACUGCGUCUCAUUUCUCUGUUUCCUGCGGUUCGUAGUCGGUGUUGGUUGCUCUGGGAUUUUCACCGGGACCUUCACCCUUGUGCUGGAAUUCGUUGGUCCCAACAGGCGCACAAUGAUUGGCUGUGUUUACCAGUAUUACUGGGCCUUUGGCUUCAUGUCUUUUGUACUGACCGCGUACUUCAUUAGGGACUGGAGACCGAUGGUAUUGUUAACCUCUCUACCGGCGCUGUCGUUAUUUCUGUUUAUAAAGGUAUUUCCAGAGUCUCCUCGCUGGCUGAUGGCUCAGGGACGAGUAGACGAGGCGCACGCGAUUCUUAUGAAAUUUAAAGAUGAAGACAACAAAUCUGUAGAUAGCGAGCGGCUGAAGGAAUUACUGGUCAGAGUCUGGGAGGGGGAGAGAAAUGCCGAGAACCGUGAGCCAAUCAAGAAGUUCUACUUCCUGGACCUCGUGCGCACGCCGAAAAUCAGGAAACGCAGUCUAAUAAUGGCAUAUACAUGGUUUUCUCAGAGUUUCCUGAGUAAUGCGUUUUUCCUGUACGUGGACAACCUGGUGGGUAACAUAUACCUGAACUUCGCAAUUAUGCAAGGGCUCAACCCAGUAUUGAUCGGCGUACAAUGGAUGCUCGCUAAGAAUGUUGGUCGGCGCGUGACGCAUGCAGGGACAUUUCUCGUCUGCGGAGCCUUGUGUUUACUGAGUCUGUCAGUUCCCGAAGAUCAGCCUCUUGGCCGAACCGGGAUAUUUGUGACAGCUACAGUCGUGUGUUCGGUACUAUGGGUCACGGCUCCGCUGAUGGGGACAGAACUCUUCCCGACUGUACUCAGGGCGACAGCACUGGGAACCGGUUACACAAUAGGUCGCAUUGGAGCCACACUCUCGCCGUAUGUCGGAAUGCUGGCUCAGUUACCUGGAUCCUCUGUAAUCUUACCGCUGACCAUAUUCGGUGUGGUUUCAAUGGUGGCGGGAAUCCUGACGCUGCUAUUACCGGAGACUCUGCGCCAACCUAUGCACCAGACAAUCGAGGAAGAGGAAGCGGCCGAUGAGGAUUAUGGGAUACCAUGCAUGAGACGACCGCUGAGCAGGGAAACUGUCGGCGUGGACAAAGUGAUUGAAAACAAGGACCUAACUACUGCGCUGUGAUGGAUACUCCUCAACAGGCUCAAGAGCAACCUCCCCCCUUACAAUUUAAGACCGUAUUGUUAUAAAGUUGAGUAUUAGACUCCGAAACGAAGCUAUUGUCAUAAAGUUCAAUUAUAGGACUCUCUAGUAAAGCUUAUUGCUCAUAUCCGUAGCAGGCCUCGAAUUAUGGAGCACAGACACGCCCCCACUGGUCAUUUUUAAAAGUAUUGGGGGGGGGGGUACUAUAAAGCAUUCCAAAGAGGCACGAAGGCAUGAAUAUUUAUCCAAUAUGCUCCUCAAAAUAGCUUAUUAUCUUCAGCUAUAAAAGUCAAUGAAUGUUUAAAAAUAAAACAGUCUCAAGUCUACA
Messenger RNA from Nematostella vectensis (starlet sea anemone), 2042 nucleotides. Its product is annotated as organic cation transporter protein. The record is from RefSeq and is a predicted model, not a curated record. Bases 116 to 1696 code for a protein of 526 amino acids. Gene Ontology annotation, molecular function: transmembrane transporter activity. Gene Ontology annotation, cellular component: membrane. Lineage: Eukaryota; Metazoa; Cnidaria; Anthozoa; Actiniaria; Edwardsiidae. The transcript has 10 exons. Gene Ontology annotation, biological process: transmembrane transport.